Molecule: messenger RNA, 696 nt
Organism: Lodderomyces parapsilosis
Lineage: Eukaryota; Fungi; Ascomycota; Pichiomycetes; Serinales; Debaryomycetaceae
Exons: 1
Coding region: 1-696 (231 amino acids)
Biological process (GO): proteasome regulatory particle assembly
Cellular component (GO): nucleus; cytoplasm
Molecular function (GO): protein binding
Source: RefSeq, a predicted model, not a curated record
AUGACAGUUGAUGAUCAUGACGUUGCAGGAUUCCAAGGGUUGAUGAAAUCAUUGAACUUGGACUCUGACCAAUUCAAAGAAUAUGAUGCAACUAAAUUCCCAACAUACAGCUUUCAAGAACUUCUGAAUUUGAAACUUGAAAUUGAAUCUCAAUUGAGGAUACUUUUCAACUUGUUACUGCAGAAAUAUGGAGCCGAUAUGGAAACCAAUUUAGUCACUGCUGAUGGGUUCCCCAGAAAUGACAUCGACGUCGUUACAAUACGAUUAAUCCGAGUGCAAAUUAUUCGCUUAAAGAAUGAUUAUAAAGAGUUGUUGAAGGUAAUAGAUUCAAAAAUGGAGGAGGAGUUUGCUAAGAGGCAAACAGAAGUGGGAAACAAUCAUGAUCAAACUAAAACUGAAUCAAGGCUGAGUCAAUCAGAACCAACAAUUCCGUUUGCGCAAGUGAGAGAAGUAAUUAGUGGUGGUCCCGCUCAAACAGCUGGUCUUAAAGAGGGUGAUUUGAUUGUGAUUUUUGAUAAUGACAUACAUGCAUUGAAUCAUGACAAACUAUCUAAAUUGGUCGAGAGAGUGCGGUCUAAGCCAGGUGAGAAGUUGCAUUUGAAAAUCAAGCGUGGAGGAGAGGCAUUGAAUUUGGUUCUUGACACUAGUGUGACUUGGGAUGGUAAAGGCAUUGGGUGUCGCAUUAUUCCUGUAUAG